This is a messenger RNA of Aspergillus puulaauensis, 1530 nucleotides long. Its product is annotated as Zn(II)2Cys6 transcription factor domain-containing protein. NCBI's taxonomy places the organism in Eukaryota, Fungi, Ascomycota, Eurotiomycetes, Eurotiales, Aspergillaceae. The transcript has 4 exons. Gene Ontology annotation, biological process: regulation of DNA-templated transcription. Gene Ontology annotation, molecular function: DNA-binding transcription factor activity, RNA polymerase II-specific; zinc ion binding. The coding region runs from base 1 to 1530 and encodes 509 amino acids. The record is from RefSeq and is a predicted model, not a curated record.
AUGGUCCAUAGAGGGAAACUCAGUGCUGCCUGCGGUCCUUGUCGAAGUCGCCAUCUCAAAUGCGACCAGAAAAGACCAUUCUGCUCCCAAUGUAUCCGAGCCAAGAGAGAGUGUUUCGGAUAUCGGGAUGUCUCUGCAGGGAGAUUCUACGACCAGACUGACGAGGUGAAGAAGAGGAACUCGCCUUCAUCACCUUCCUCCUCUGCGUUGGUUCCUUCUCCGCCGCAAAAACGGAGAUUGGACCAGACUGCUAGUAUUUCCCUUAUACAGCAGCAUGUUUCCGUCCCGCUGGCCGACCAGGGUGCAGCUUUUAUGCUGUCUCGAUAUCCCACCCGAGACCGUGUAGCAGGCGGUCGAGGUCCAGUGAAUGGUUUCCUACCCCACGUGCUAUGCACACCAGCAGGACGUGCUGUCACCACGAGUCUCAAUGCAGUAGGCCUAGCUGCGCUGUCUAAUAUCCACCAGUCGCAGCAGCUCAUGCUGAGCGCACGGGAAACGUACAUCUCGGCGUUGGCAGAACUGAAUGAAAUUCUGAGUGACGAAACAAUGUCCGUAUCGAAUUCCAGUCUAAUAGCAGUGGGAUUCCUGGGCAUGUUUGAGAUAUUGACAUGCAAUGGUCGUCCCCUUUUGGAAAAAUAUCUUAACCAUGCAGAAGGUUCCGCCAAACUCCUCGAACUGCGCGGCUCCGACCAACUCAAGGACUCAAUCGGGAUGGGCUUAUUUUCUCAAUUUCGGACGAAUAUCAUCCUAGGUAACUUCUGGCUUAAAAAGCCCACGCCUUCGUGGAUGAUCGAGCUUUCAAACGAAGCCAUCGCUUAUCGUGGCCACGGAGCAAGCCCAGAUGAUGAGCUCUUCUUCCUUAUGGCACAAGUUGCCGAUAUAUGUGCCAGUCUCCGCAACGGUGCGCUUAUAGAGCCAGCCAAGGUCGUGAAAGAGGCCUUAAAACUCGACACAGAGCUCAAGUCCUGGGCAAUGUUUGUCGAUUCUAGCUGGCACUAUGCCGUUAUAGAUAACCCUGAACCUGCAAAUGAGAACAGUUGUGGCUCGCCUUUCCGACGCGUUUAUGGCAAACAGUACCAUCUCUACCCAAGCACGGUGGUCUCAGCAGGGUGGAACGAUUAUCGCUUCGUGCGUCUUAUUCUCUUGGAAGUCGUUUGCGCACUCUCCGAUCACCUUGCUCGGAAGGAUGAAGUGGCUGCCGUUGAGCAUCAACGGACAAUUUCUAACUGCACGGCCCUCUCGCAACAACUAACCGAAGACAUCUGUGCCAGUGUGCCCUAUCACCUCGGGGCAACCGAAGACUCUACUCUUGAAGAUUGGAAUAGCACGCCAACCGGAGGCAUGACUCGGUUGAUAUGGCCGUUGUUUGUUGCAUCUGACUGCGCUGGAGCAUCACCGGAGCUCGUAAAGUGGAUUGCCAAUACGUUGUUCCGGAUAGGUCAUGGAGUAGGGAUCCAGCAGGCAUUGGUGAUGUCAAAUCUUUUGAAAGCGGGUCGGCAUUUGAGCUGGCUUCCUGAGCUGGGAAUGUAA